UUCUAGUUCCAAUAAAGCGUAUGUGGGUAUGUUAUGUGAUAAAAAGGCUCAAUAAUAUUAAUUCUUAGGUAUGUGGACAUUAUAUGAGGGUUUGUUAAAGUACUAUAAAAAUCUUUAAGACUUCAGAUUGAUUGUUAGAUAAACUAUCCUGUGUACAUGCUGGCAUUACCGGAGUUGAGUAGUUAAUUUUAACUUGAGAACAUCAUUUUCUAUUUAUCAUGUUUCAAUUCGAAGUUAUUCUCUGUUAUGCUAUUGUUUUUUCUGAAUUAUAAUGCUGAUAUAUAAUUCUAGUGAUUGUUAUCGUAUGACUUUGCUUUUUCUUUAUGAAUGCCAUGUUCUAAUGUGUAUAGAUUGACUCUUAUACUUCUUUUGAAGGGAUUUGCUUCAGUGUUCUUCAAUUUAAUAAUAAUGAAAUGGCAGAUUAAAUGAUUGGGCUACUUGGUUUGAGCUUAAUAUUUAUUGGAAGUGGCUGGGUACUGGAUUCUGAAUUCAUAUAGAGCAUAGAGAGCCGCUAAAAGGCAUAUUCUGAACAAAGUAUGGAAUAGAUUAUGGAUCAGUUAAUCUUUCUUCAGUUUCAGUACAUGUCUUCUUCGAUUUACCAGAUGGUGGCACAAGGGUCUUGCAAACUAUUCUAGGUCUACCAAGAUGACAAAAAGCUAUAAAUAAUAAAUCUUUCGCUGUUGGAUCUUGUUUGCCGAAUUGCCACCAUGAUGAUAAUGUCUGCCCAGGUGUGUAAUGCAGACUCUCAUCUAGCAAACCCAUUAAUAAUUGUAGUCCAUAUAGUAACAUUCCUAUGCAUGAGACUCUCAAGCAAAGAUUCAGCAUCCUUCGUCAUCCCACAACUUGUCAAAAGCGCAUUAUCUACUGCUGUUUUAGAUGAAUGUUGCGUCUUCACAAUUUGAGCAUGAAGUUCUUUCCUUUCCUCAAUUGCUAACAGACUGCCGCAAAGUUCUAAGAGUAUGCAUAAUGGUUUGGCCUAAACCCUAUACUAUCAAGCUUCAUGAAGAAACGAAAAGCCUCAUCAAACCCAGGUAUCAAGCAAUUGCAAGAAGCAACCUCAAGAGAGGCAUUUUAUUAACAAAGAUAAUGGCACUAUACAUAUCUCCACGUCUAGCAGACAAACAUUUCGCCAAUUCCAUUCAUAAUCAUCAAAGCAUGGUAUCUUCUUCCAAGUUCAAGACAUCUCUCACGGCUAGCACCUUGUGCAUCAUUGAUACACUCAUCAUCACUGAAAACUUCAUUCGAAGUACCAAUUCUUGAAAAAUUACCAUCGUGUAUGACAUUCUGUUCUUCACCGUCCAUAUAUCCAUUGAAACGAGUUCAGUCUUCGAAACACAACAGCCUUUGUUCUAACUUGUUAAUUAAUUAUAAACCUCAUUGGGUAGUGUUAUUUUUUUACCUUGAAGUGGAGCAUUUACCAGGUCAGCAACAGAACAGAAGCUGCUCAACAAGGGCCCGAAGUCAACUCUGUGUUUUGUUUCUUUUGUACUUUUAAAAUGAUCCGUUAAACAAGGUUAUUUUAGCUGAUUUCACAUAAUAAAAUAUGCCUAUUUUAUCUAGUGUAUGUUUCCUCACCGUUGGACUACAAUUUCAUCUGGGACUACUUGCAGUAUCUUUUCGUGAUCCGUUCUCCUAAAAAUUCUAACUGUAUCAGCAGUUCAUGGAUUAAAAAACAGGAGCAAAAACUAACAAAAGUUCAUUCCCUCACUCGCAGGCCAACAAAAGUUCUAUAAUUCUUCCACAAUUACAAGCUUAAUUGAAUAUGCAUGUAUUGUUACCACAUACUUUUGUCUGUCUUCCCCAACUCUUUUCAAAAUCUUCUCUUUUUUACUUUCAAAACCACACGAACUUAACAAUGCCUAACAUCUAUGGAGAUAAUUUAAGCCUUCUUGUGUUUUCUCCGCAGUCUUUUACACCACUUUAUAGGGAUUUCAAGACGAAGAGAAGAAACAAUGUAACCCUUUUGAGGGCCGGUCGGAGAGAGUCUCUUUACGAGGUUUUAGGCGUGUCUCCUUCGGCAACUGCUGCUGAAAUCAAAAGGGCUUAUCGGAAACUUGCUUUGAAGUAUCAUCCUGAUGUCAAUAAAGAGGCAAAUGCACAAGAAAUUUUUAUGAGGAUUAAGCGUGCAUACGGUACAUUACUGAAUUCCGAAUCUAGGAGAAAAUAUGAUUAUUCAAAUCGCACAUCUGAUUUUUCCUAUUCUACUGGUCAAAGAAGCCAAAGCACAAAUGCCCAAACUGGAGAACAAUUCUAUGGAUUUGAGGACUGCUUGAGAGAUCUUCAAGGGGAAUUCCAAAACAGGGAAUCAAAUGCUGCUUCACAGGGGAAGCCAAAGAGUCUAUGGGAGGAAUUUUCGGAAAUUGGAGAAGAAUUUGUGGAGUUCCUAGAAAAAGAGCUUAACAUAACUGACACAGAAUCUGAAGCAAAAAACAGCUGGGAAGGGCCUGGAAAAGUUGAUCCUUUUAACAAUGCAUCAACCAGGAGAACAGCUAGUAGUGUGCAAAAUGAAGCUGAGAAGGGAAGCAGCAUUGACGAAAAACUUGGUGAAAUAGAAGCUACUCUAGCAAAGUUGAAAAAGAAAUUGGGUCUGUAGCAAGGACUUGUAACAUAUAUACAAUUACAUUGAUUCUUUAAUGCAAGAUAUAAAAGGCCAAGACAGUAUUUCUGCCAUAA
Molecule: messenger RNA, 2673 nt
Organism: Mangifera indica (mango)
Lineage: Eukaryota; Viridiplantae; Streptophyta; Magnoliopsida; Sapindales; Anacardiaceae
Product: transcription factor LUX-like
Exons: 6
Coding region: 1763-2593 (276 amino acids)
Biological process (GO): regulation of DNA-templated transcription
Cellular component (GO): nucleus; endoplasmic reticulum
Molecular function (GO): misfolded protein binding; DNA-binding transcription factor activity; DNA binding
Source: RefSeq, a predicted model, not a curated record